AUGCAGGCCCUUGACCUGAGGGAGAAUACCCCACAGCAUGUCACAGCCGCCUCCCAUCCCAACGCCUUCACCUCGUCUACCAAGAAAGGAGAUAUCAAGCUCACCGCGCAUCCUUCGAUCGGAAAACACGACCAUAUGGACACCCUACUCGACAACGAGGUCGGCAGUGGUGCCACCAUCAAGGGAGUCCCCGGCCUCAUUGAAGCCUUAUUUCCCAACGAUGCCUUUCCUAUUGCCCCUAAGCCCGCGCUCGCCGCGAUGAACAAGAUAUCCACAUGGCACAAGGACGGUCAAUGGCAACAGAGACCUCCUCAGUGGCUUCAAGAGGGCUCGGAAGUGGCCGUCGCGGACUACAUGCAGCGCAUGUGCGAUGCCUAUGGAGAGCUACUGAAGGCGAAGAAAGUCAGCAAGACCAAGAUAAAGGCCAAGACGCGCGUAUGGACUGCUGCGUAUCGCAAUCAGACUCUCCCUGGGGGUUUCGUUCCUCGGAAACCCGACAUUGUCUCUGUCGACCCGGCCGUGAAGGAGCCUACCUGGGAAGAUGUUGGGUCCGACGUGCAGAUUAAGGUCAGCCCGGGAGAGCUGGAAGCCGUGACGAAGCAGCUUCGAGACGGCGGACUAAACGUCCUUGCUGCUCGGGAUGAUAGACGCUUCCACAUCGGGAUGGGGGUCGCUGGGACUGGAGUCUUUGUGCUGUUACAAGACCGUUCAGGAUGCUUGCGAUCGGAGGUCUUCGACUUGAACGCGAACCCGGUCUUAUUCCUUCGCAUCGUCCUCGGCUUGAUAUUCUUGUCCGAAGAGUACAUUGGAUGUGAUCCCGACUUCAAGACAACGCCCACAGGCGACCGCAUCAUCAAAAUCGGCCGCUCCUCGUAUCAGAUCCUGGAGCGAGUCGACAAGGAUGCCGGCAUCCGCGGUCCGGGAUCUGUCCGUUGGCGCUGUCAGCGUAUACAAGGGGACAAGAAGCUGGAGAUAGUUGAUGUGAAGAGCUCUUGGGUCGACCGAAGCCGCGAGCACACGGAAGACGUUUACCUCAAGCGCGCCAACGAGAGUAAAGUCCAAGGUGUUCCUACCGUUGUCGAGCUCGUAUACGUCAAGCACCGAGGACCUGGCCCGGCAGGUGCUCGCAAAGAUGAACAAGUCUCCACUGAAACCAUUCGCAAAAAAGUCCUCACCUCGAAGCAGCUCAAGAAGAUCCCAUACGAGAUCAGGGACCUCACCUACCUGAUUCAGAAGGAGUCGACUGAACCUCUGUCUUCCUUCCGGACGCUACCCGAACUCCUUUUUGGCUUAUUGGACUCCGUCAAAGCUCACAAAGCCCUCUGCGAGCUCGACGACGUGGGAAUCCUUCAUACCAAUAUCAAUGACAGAAGCGUCCGACUUAGCAGAAACUCUGAGUCUUCCCCAGAUUUCCGUCGGGGUGUACUCCAGGACUUCAAUGACGCUCGAUUUAUUCAGCGGUCUGAAGGCUCCGACUCAGAAGUGCGUACGGCUGCGACGGGUCUCAAAAGUUGCGUCCCGACGUACACGGCCUGCGAAAUUCUCAUGGGUGGCCGAUAUCUGGGGCCUGAACCUUACCAUGACUUGGAAUCGUUCUUCAACCUCCUGCUUUGCCAGUGCAUCUUCUACGAGGACGCUAAUGAGAAGCAUCGCGAUACCGACUUCCUGAAGAAAGUACCUAUCGUGGCCGGCUGGAUGAACUCCAAUAUGUAUCAGGCCGGUUCCAACAAAUGGGGCGUUCUGAGCCUCAAGCGACCAAAAGCGGACACCUUCGGAAACUUCAUCGACGAAGCGUUCGCCCCUUACUUCAACCCUCUCAAGCCAUGCAUAUGCGAACUUCGCAGACUUGUCAUGAAUCAAGACUCCGAGGCUACUCAUGACGAGUUUAUCGAGAUCUUACAGCGGCAUGCUGAGGAUAUCCUCUCACAGGAAGUCGAUCGCGUGGCGCCAGAGGGUGAUGGAGAUGACGAUGGUCAGGACGGUGAAGUUUCCAGCGACGGAGAUGACCCGGAGUUCCCGAGCGAUGAAAACGAGCAGGAAGCGGAGGAGCCACCCGCUUCGCCGAACAUGCUCGGCGCAGCUUUGAUCAACGAUAAUCUCAACGGUCAUGCCAGACCUUCCGGCGCAUCCGCUUCGGAGAAUCAGCCCACGGAGCAGCCCAAUUCAGAGCCUCCUGUAUGUUCACGCCCGGUCAUCGAUACGGCGACGGAUAGUUCGACCACAGCCGAUGAGCCUGCGGACCAAUCUGGCUCGGAAAUUGCCCCAAACCAACUCGCGACCGGCAAUGUGGCGACGAAUACUAUGACGGCCGCUCGAGGCAAGAAUUCCAGGGAAGAGUUUAUGAGAACGCAAAUUAUCAGGUGCAGCGAUCCCCAGUGCACCGUUGUCUAUUACCACCGCGGUUGCGCCAAAGGAUGGACUCCUUCGAGAGAAUCAGCCACAGAUUGGCACUGCGAGACGUGCAAAAAGCGCAGGAAGCAAUCUAAACCCGCCGAUGACCCCGUCAACAACCCCACCAAGGACCCCACCAAGGACCCCGCCCACGACCCCGCCAACGACCCUGCCGAUAACCCCGUCAACGACUCUACCAGCGACCUCAACAACUUCCUUGAUGAUUCGGCAGGUCAUCAAGAGCCUGAAGACCCACCACGCCUUCGACAUUGA
Schizophyllum commune H4-8 is the source of this 2664-nucleotide messenger RNA. RefSeq lists its product as uncharacterized. The transcript has 5 exons. The coding region runs from base 1 to 2664 and encodes 887 amino acids. NCBI's taxonomy places the organism in Eukaryota, Fungi, Basidiomycota, Agaricomycetes, Agaricales, Schizophyllaceae. The record is from RefSeq and is a predicted model, not a curated record.